Molecule: messenger RNA, 291 nt
Organism: Clunio marinus
Lineage: Eukaryota; Metazoa; Arthropoda; Insecta; Diptera; Chironomidae
Source: the annotation of a GenBank genome assembly
AUGCAUGAUGAAAAUGUGCGUAUUGAAUUCAUGAUCAUCAAAAGGACAUUUCGAAAUUAUUUUUUACGAUUGAAGAUAAAGGAAAAAAUGUGGAAAUAUUUUUCUUUUACUUCCCAAAUUCAAAGUGAAACGAUAAUUGACAAACUUAUGACCUUUCAAAUAAAUAAAGCUCGACCCGGAACAAGCCGUGUCACGGAUUAUUUACUCUCGAAAGCAUAUUUUGCAGAUAAAUUUAUGAUCGUUUGCAUGGAUUUUUGGCUUUGUUUUGUCAGCACAGCGUCUGCAUCAUAA